This is a messenger RNA of Penicillium robsamsonii, 264 nucleotides long. RefSeq lists its product as uncharacterized. The coding region runs from base 1 to 264 and encodes 87 amino acids. The record is from RefSeq and is a predicted model, not a curated record. The transcript has 3 exons. NCBI's taxonomy places the organism in Eukaryota, Fungi, Ascomycota, Eurotiomycetes, Eurotiales, Aspergillaceae.
AUGACGCGCUGUGUGAAGGGCUCGGAGUUGAGCCAUCUGGAGCUUUCGAUGCUAUGGGCCCGGGAAGCUUAUCCAUCACUCCAGCAGUUCAGUAGAUUCACUGCCAAUGCGUUUAGGGCCACGAAAGACAUAUUAAUAUUAUUUCUACAUUAUAUUAUGCAUAUUGUUGACUCCAUUAUCCCAAGAUUACUAGUAAAAUAUUGUGGCAAUAGCCGAUACGGUAACACUACCAAAUUAACCGCCCGUCAACUUGCAAUACAAUAA